AUGAAGCCCGCACAACAACCUUCUUCUUCUUCUCCAACCCAAGCCCUGUGCCUCGAGAAUCCAGUGACAAGAUCGAAGACCCACGUCGGGAAAGAGGGGAGUGAGCGACCGGGCGGACCUGCAUCCCCGUUCUGGAGCGCUGACCGCCGUGCCCACCACUCGCCGCCGCCUCCAGCAGCAUCAGGGUUUACAGAGAUAGGGGCGAAGUCUUGGGCUCUUUGCGAAGGGUAGGGAAUUAGGCGUUCUAUCACGAUGGACAACAUUGUGGAUUCCUUGAGCAGUGCGUACCAGGAGUUCCUUGCGGCCGCGGCGAGUGUUCUCGAGGCCAGGGAAGCGUCCGGGGCCCAAAAAAUAGCUGCCACCGACGCUGCCCUGGAGAAUUUCAAGCAGCACUGGGAAUUGUUCCGGGUGGCGUGCGAUCAGGCGGAGGAGUUUGUGGAGUCGGUUAAGCAGAGGAUCGGAUCGGAGUGCCUGGUGGACGAGGCCACUGGCUCCGCAGUGGGGAAGCCCGGGCAGGCUGCCGCACCUGGCCUGCCCCCCAUAAGUGCAGUUCGGUUGGAGCAGAUGAGUAAAGCGGUCAGGUGUCUCGUCAUCGAGCUCCAAAGCGGUACUGGCACUGCUGGCGGAGCAGCACAUGCGCAUUCCACGGCGCCUUUUGAUGCUCGAUUCUCCGAAGAUGCAGCUCAGUAGGUAGCAGGAGGCUUCUAUAAUUCCCUGAGGAGGAUCGGUUGGGUCCUCCAGGAGAUCAUAGUAACCCCCCCAAUGCGACAUUAGUAAGGGAUUGGUGGUGGUUCUGUAAAUUGCUUUCAAUGCAGCUAUGUACUACACUUGGAGGUUAGGACUGAUAACUCAUACAGGAAAUCAAUUACACAUUCUAUUUUGGCAUCUGUAAAAUUUGUAGCUUAGACUACAAGGAUCUGUUAAAAUUAGAGACAAAGUUGCAUUACAGAUCUUUGUGCAAUGUUUGAAAAGAUUGUCUGAUUGUAUUGGUAUGGGCUUGUAGCCACGGAGCAGUCUUUCUGCCAGGUUGUGAAGUUUACAAGUUAGCAUCACCCGAGUUGCUUCACUUUGCGGCUUUCAAACUCGCGAAAUGGCGCAUUUGAUUGCAAUAAGUAACAACCAUUGUGGCUGUGAUAGAUCUACAGGGGGAUGAUAUCUAUUAUAUUGUUUGUCUUAGUAAGCUAUUAUUUUGUAUGUUUGGCAUUGUCUAUUAUAUUUAUUGCACAGUUAUAGUGCAAUGGAAGUUCUAGUUUUCUAAUAUUGGAUUAUAAAUUAUAUUCAUUUUACAAGUUUACUGAAUAUGUAAUGUGGAUAAUUCUACUAUUUUUUAUGUGCAGAAGUUAAGUA
Syzygium oleosum is the source of this 1347-nucleotide messenger RNA. Its product is annotated as mediator of RNA polymerase II transcription subunit 32. The transcript has 3 exons. Gene Ontology annotation, biological process: regulation of DNA-templated transcription; leaf senescence; cold acclimation. Gene Ontology annotation, cellular component: mediator complex. NCBI's taxonomy places the organism in Eukaryota, Viridiplantae, Streptophyta, Magnoliopsida, Myrtales, Myrtaceae. The record is from RefSeq and is a predicted model, not a curated record. The coding region runs from base 253 to 690 and encodes 145 amino acids.